AUGAAAUUUCGACCUGGAGUUUCUAUUCGACGACCAACCAUUCCCCACUCACCCGCUCCGCCAACGCAUUCCGGCUCCGCGAUACCUUCUACGCCAUCGAAGCUAAACGCACAUGUCACCCAAGAAUCCUCUGCUCAUGAUCAUAUAGCUGAUAGCUCGGACACCGAGGCCGGUCCAUCGAGAGGGACUAUUCCUCUUAUUAUGACUCGUAGUACUAGCGCUUCGAGGGUCAAUAUAGCUCCCGGUAUAUCUCGACCUCUCCAACCGUCAAGACCUGUGGAGCCACAGGCUGUCGCCUCCACCAGCCGGGCUACUGAAUCUUCGAAUAUUUCUGUUCCUACAGUUGUAUCAACGACUUCUGGUGAUGAUAACGAUGCUACUCAGACUUCACUACAUCUUGCAAGGCCCACUGGUUCUGAUAUAGUACCUAGCGAUCAUCUGGUAUUUCCCCACCAAGUCACCAGUAGGAAUAUCUCACUACCGACCCCUCUGUCCACGCAACUCCAACCCUCACAACGACCCUUUGAAAACCUCACUGCAGCGUUAAUACAACCUGGGUCAUCACAAACGAGCAAUAUAACCGGAAUACCAACACCUGCUAGCACACAACUCCCAAUAACAAACUUUCCUGUCGAUCCUGCCAUACUCGAGUUUACCAACCUACCCCAAGGGAACGAGCUCUUCGCUCCGCCGGGGAUGCCUCAAAUCGUGGUGGAACCUCCUCUUGAGAUUAGACCGGAACUUGCUGAUGGAACUAACCUGCUACCUGCUCCGCCCCUGCUGCCCGUCGAUCCGGACCCCGGGGAAAACGAGGAAAAUGAGCCCAGCACUGGCGAUUCUGUAACUCCCGCCAAGCCAAAACGAGGUCGUCAAGUACCGACUAAAGAGCCAAAACCACGAAAACGCCGUAAAACAGCCAAGUCGCAUGAAGGAAUAGCACAAGGGCAGGAAAACAACAUUGAGAAUGAGCAACCUGAAGGUAAACCCCGACGCAGGCGAUCAACCCAGAAAAAAGCCCGCAAAUCCGCGACCUUGGAGGAAAAAAUUGAAGUACUGGAGCAGGAAGCGGCAAAGGCUGCUGGUGUGGAGAACGCCGAACCUCUAGAUCCCACCAUGGCGACAAUGGCAUCGCUCUGUGACUCUGACAUCCCCAACGGGAGACUAAGUUCGAAAUAUCUCGAAAAGGGGAUCGCAUACGUCAAAUACGUCGAAGAGAGACGCCAGAGAAUUGUGGCACGCACAGCAGAACGGCUGAAGAACCUCCGACAGAGCGGAUUAGACGUGAGCCAGCCCCAGCCUCCUCCUUUGAAGAAGCCCGAGCCCACACCUGUGCCACCCGGGACUGAAGUGGACGAGGACGGGAACCCGACGGCCGGACCCUCGAAGCAAAGGGAACUUGGCGCUUCCCUCUCGCCUUCGCCCGAACCCGAGGCUGAGCCUGGACAGCCGGAGGAAACCUUUAUCGAAUCGGCCGCGGCGCCUCAGAUUCGAUUUGUCAAUGGCGAGAUGGUCUUGGAUGAAGACUCGCAGUUCUAUGAUCGGGCAGGGGCUACGGUUCAGGAUGAGGAUUCGAUGGUUGUUGUUGACGAGGCCGACUCGACCCGGUUCUCGAAUUCGAAUAGUUUCAUGAAAAAGGCAGGUUCUCGCGGGUCGAGGUGGACAGCGGACGAGACCGAGCUAUUUUAUUGGUGUCUAUCUGCCUUUGGCGAGGAUUACGAGAAUAUUGCGCGAUACCUUGGAAGAACCCCACUGCAAUGUAAAAACAAAACCAAGUCGGAAGAUAGACGUGGAAAUGAAAAGCGGAUCACAUUAGCCAUCAAGACGCGGAUACCCCUAGACCUUGAAGAGUUUGGGCGGAUCACCGGGCGUGAUUUUUCCGGGCCACCACCAGAGAUUCGGGCACCUGUGGUACCUCCUCGGGCCGAAAAUGAGGAACAAGAGCCGGUCCCCUCAUCAGGCAAAGCCAAGGCCACCUCGGCCACUCCAUCUACCACCCCUCGGAAGAAUCGCAAAGCCAAUUCUCAUGCCGAGGAAGAAAUCAUGACUAUGGAAGAAUACGAGCGGGAUGGGAAAGAUGAUUAA
Messenger RNA from Rhizoctonia solani, 2082 nucleotides. RefSeq names its product transcription factor TFIIIB component B. Gene Ontology annotation, biological process: RNA polymerase III preinitiation complex assembly. The record is from RefSeq and is a predicted model, not a curated record. NCBI's taxonomy places the organism in Eukaryota, Fungi, Basidiomycota, Agaricomycetes, Cantharellales, Ceratobasidiaceae. The coding region runs from base 1 to 2082 and encodes 693 amino acids. Gene Ontology annotation, molecular function: TFIIIC-class transcription factor complex binding. Gene Ontology annotation, cellular component: transcription factor TFIIIB complex. The transcript has 6 exons.